This is a messenger RNA of Mytilus californianus (California mussel), 13315 nucleotides long. RefSeq names its product chondroitin sulfate proteoglycan 4-like. The record is from RefSeq and is a predicted model, not a curated record. The coding region runs from base 111 to 7220 and encodes 2369 amino acids. NCBI's taxonomy places the organism in Eukaryota, Metazoa, Mollusca, Bivalvia, Mytilida, Mytilidae. The transcript has 3 exons.
AAUGCGAGACUUCAAAGAAAGCAGUAGAAAUGGAUUUUGCAUAUAUAAAUCUUUUGUGCAUUAAUAAAAUGCAAUUAGGAAUAAUGAUUUAUAAAUAUAUUUGAAUUGAAAUGGAUUUCCAACCAAGUUUAUUUGUUCUGGUUUGGUUUUCCAGCGUAGGCCCAGUUGUUGUUAAUACAGCCUCCUUUUAUGGUGACAGCUACAUCAAUCUUCCUUUCCAAGAUGACUCUGACACAACUCAACUCCAGCUAAGAUUUAGAACUUCUCUUCCUAAUGGACUUUUGUUUUUGGCAUCUGGAACGACAGACUACCUAUCUGUUGUCAUCAAAAGUGGAAAAUUGGAAGUGGAACUUGAUCUUGGCUCUGGGGUCAUCUUACUAUCGUCAGUAAAAAACACCCAGCUGAAUGAUGGAAAUUGGCAUCGAGUUAGAUUUCAACAAAAAGCCUUGUCAUUUAAUCUAAUAAUAGAUGAUGAUGAAAUCAUUAGAACAGCCGGCACAGGUUCACUAACAAAGCUUAAUAUUCAAAAUGGCAUCUAUUUAGGAGGGACACCAUCAGAUAUUUCUGGACAUGGUUUUCAAAAUUUUAGAGGAUGCUUGCAAAACGUUUUAUACAAUCAGUACAAUGUUCUGAAUUUGGCGCUUAAAUUACCAGGAGAGAGCACAAAUCACAUUUCAUGGAACUGUGAGGAGGAAUUUGGAGCAAAAAAGUCAAAUGAAAUUAGCUUUUCUACAAGCAUAUCUUAUGCAUCUUUUCCUUGUUUGGACUUUAGAUCAACAGGUUCUAUAACUUUGGAAUUUAAAACUCUUCAGAAAAAUGCACUUUUAUUGUUGAAUUCUGCAAAUGCAGAUGAAAAUACUCACUUAAUCGCUAUCGAAAUAAUAAAUAAGAAAUUGAAAUUGAAUGUUAAUCGUGGAGGCACAACAUUAAGUAUAAGUUCAGAAGUUUCAAUAAGUGAUGGCAAAUGGCACCUUAUCGGAGCAGGUUUCUAUGAUGACAGAUUUGUUUUUGGAGUAGAUGUGGAAAGGCAACAAUCAAGAUAUAAUUCAGGUGACAGUAGAAGUUUUAGACUGACCAGUGAUCUGUUUAUAGGAGGUGUUGUUGGAAUACAAGAAGCAAGUGUAAUUGCCAAGAAUUCCAAAUUAUUUACGUCUCCAACCUCGUUUCAAGGAUGUGUAAGACAUAUUGUGAUAAAUAAAGAAGCAUUUGGCUUUCCAGAUAUUUUAUCUAGUAAUGGCCUAAGUGUAGGUUGUAUGUCUCAAAGCCCUUGUAUUUCAAAUCCAUGUGAGUCAGAUUACAGAUGUGAAGAAACUGACGAAGGCUAUGAAUGUGUCUGUAUGUCAGGUGACUGUUCAAUAGUUAAGGAAGAGGCACCUGAAAGAAAACAUACAAAUAAUGAUCAGGGGGAUUCUGUUGUAUUUGUAACCCCAUUAUCGGCAAGGGAAGGAGACGAAACCAUUAUAACAACAAGUAACAUUGACAUUCAGUUUAAUUACAGAAAAUACAAUAUUAGAGAAUCAGCCAUUCAAUUUUAUGUUCUUGAAAAGCCUAAAUUUGGCUCCUUCAGAAUUGAUUUAGGGAGAAGAAGGAAUAGCGAUGUUUUUACACUACUGGACUUGAUUGGGGGAAAGGUGUCAUAUACUCAUAAUGGCGAGGAAGAAUUUAGUGAUAGUGUUAGCAUUGAAAUGUUAAUCAUUGGAAACGAGGAUAAGGAUAUUCCUGAGCGACUUUCUCAAAAAUAUGCAUUUGUUCUGCCGAUUAUUGUAACUCCGGUCAAUGACCCCUCUAUCAUAAGAACUUUAGGGAAUGGUUUUAUAAAAAUGGCUAAAUUUUCAACAUUUGACAUUAAUUCUGAUAUUUUAUCAGUUGUUGACCCAGACAGUGAUCUUAAAGAUAUAGUUUACACAACAUCUUGUGAUAUACAAAAUAAUAGAAACUAUUUUCAGCGAAAAAACAGCCCAGGUUUGAAAAUUAAUGCAUUUACGCAAGAAGAAGUUCAAACUGGUAUCAUCCAGUUUGUUGACAAAACUAGGAGAACAACAAGAUGUGAUGUUAUGGCCAAUGAUAAAGGGGAUAGAACUAAUACUGUAACUUUAACCUUUCAACCUAUUGAGCUUCAUAUUGGUUUGUUGUUUGGAUCACGUAUCAGGGUGGCAGCUAGUAGUUAUAUAAUUUUAACUAAUGCAAAUCUUAAUACCAGAACUAAUGUUCCAUUACAGAAGCUAAAUGUAACCUAUAAAAUAACAGCACAACCAUUUUUGGGAAAUUUAGAACUUUUACAGUCUGACCAAAGUUGGAUCAAAGUUACUCAUUUUAAUCAACAAAAUAUUGAUGAUAGUGAAAUUCGUUAUAGACAUACAAACAUAUCAUACAGAGGACCUAGGGACCAAUUCUCAUUCAUAGUCACAUGCUUGAAAGAAAAACUUGCUCAAAGUACUAUUCCAGUUGAUAUAACUCCACUCACAAUAACAGUUAAUUCUCCAAACUCUGUCAAAGCUGAUGGCUCAAAAGGAUAUUUUCUUUUGACACACGACAAACUAGAAGCUGGGACAAAUAACCAUGAACAGCCACCAGUCGAUAUCAAAUUUCUGAUAACAAGACCUCCAGCUCAGGGUCACUUGUAUCAUGUAUCAACCAAUGAGUAUUCAGAAGAUAUGUUCACAGAUUCACACAUUCUAGCUAAUGGUGAUAUAUUUACCCAAAAAGAUAUAAAUGAUGGGCUGAUUGUGUUCAAACUUGGAAGGAAAGUGUUUGACACACUCACAGACUUCAUAGACUUAAGAGUACAAGUUCCUGAAGCUCAAUCAAAACUAUUCAGAUUGAGAUUUCAAAUCUUACCAGAACAAACAGAUAUUAAAUUCAUUAACAGUCCAUUGACAAAUGUUUUUGAAGGUGGACAAAAAGCUAUUGAGAAAGAUGUCUUGUAUCUUGAGACAAGUGAAUAUAGAGAAUUUGAAUAUACUGUGAUUGAUUUUCCAAAACAUGGAAUCCUGGUAACUGUUCAUCCCAGAUCUAUGGGUAUACUUGAACGAAACAUUUCUAAAUUUACUAAUGAAGAUAUUCGAACUUUUAAAAUUAUCUAUCAGAAUGACGAUUCUGAGAGUGCUACAGACUCCUUUACUUUUAUUGCUGUGCCAAUAAUUCAGAGCACAAACAAACCAACAGUUAAAGAGCAUGAGUUUCAUGGAACAUUCCAGAUCCAAAUAACAAUGAGAAAUGACCAUUAUCCUAUACGAUUGGUUGAUAAAGUCUUUCAUGUUGUGGUAAAUAGUGAUCAUGUAUUGACAUUAGAUGAUUUAGCAUUUGGAGAUCCAGACAUCGACUUUAAUGCUAUGAAUUUGGUGUACUCUCAUCGUGGUGUAUCAAAUGGUGACUUCAUAUUCACUGAUAAUAAAACAGCUGUUUAUAGGUUUACACAGGAGAACAUAGCUGAUGGUGAUAUUUCUUUCCGAAACAAGGGAACAGUUUUGAUUGGACGAGCAGUUAUGCAUGUCUCAGAUGGACAGUUUGUCACAACAUGUUUGUUUGAAAUUCAAGCAUCUAAUCGUUACAUUAAGAUUGUUAAUAACUCUGGAAUUAUUGUUAAAAGUGGAAAGUUUAAUUUUAUCUCUUCUUUGAACUUGAGUGUUGAAACAAAUAUAGAUUGUCAACCACAUGAACUUAAAUUUGUUCUGAUUGAGGAACCUCUUUAUGGAAAAGUAGAAAAGAACCAUAGGGAUGUUGCUGAAUUUACCUAUCAGGAUGUUUUAAGUCAAAGAGUCAGUUACAAACAUAAUGGUAGGAAUGGAUUUGAAGAUGCAUUUCAAUUCAUAGUAAUGGCACAAAAUGCUCAGAUACAAGGAACCUUCCCAAUCCGAAUCAUAACAGAAAGUCAUAACCAUCCACCGAGAAUCAUAAACAAUAACCUUAUAGAAGUACAGGAAUUACGAGAAGUGGAAAUUACAAAAGAUUACUUAGAAGUAUCUCAUCCUGAUACACUGCCAUCUGGAAUUAAAUACACAGUUGAAAGCCAGCCUCAGCAUGGCCGCUUGCUAUUGAAUGGACACAGAGAAAACAUUGUGAAUCAUUUCACGCAGGAAGAUAUAAACAAUAACAAUUUAAAAUUCCGUCAUACACAGUCUGGUCCCCUGGAUGAUUUCUUCACUUUUGAUGUUUCAAAUGGUUUUAAGAGUUUGAGAAAUUUACAGUUUGUCAUGGAAAUUGUUCCUUCAUUUCUUGAAAUUGAUACUAAAAACUUAACUGUAAGAGAAGGGGGAAGAGUCCCUCUUACUCCAUCACAUCUGAAAUUAAAGAAUCGGUAUUAUAACAGUAAAUUAGUUGACUAUGAAGUUUUACGUCAGCCAGGAAAUGGACAGAUUGAAACAAUAAGAAAUCUAGGAACACCACUGGCAUCAUUCACAUCAGAAUCUAUUCAGAAUGGAGAAAUAUUUUAUGUUCAUGACAAUAGUGAAAUGUCAAAAGACAAUUUUAUUCUUAAAGCUGCUGUUGACAAUAGAAAGAAGGAAAGUCGAAUGACAGUAAUGCAUGUAGCUAUAAAGUCUGUCAAUGAUAAGCCUCCAUCAGUUGUUGUCAAUAAGAAACUAGAAAUUUGGCGGGGAUCUAUGACAUUAAUUACAACCAACAACUUGAAGUCGUCAGAUCCUGAUUCACCACCUGAAAACAUCAGAUACACAAUAACUCAGCCUACAAAUGGUCAUGUGGCAUUACUAAACAACACCUUCAGAGGUAUAGCAUCCUUUACACAAGCUCUGGUCAAUGCUGGACAAGUGACCUUUGUCCAUCAGGGGGCAGAUAACGGUGAAUUCAGCUUCCAUGUUUCUGAUGGUGUCAACAGUGAUGGUCGCUUACACAAGUUUUAUGUGACUGCAAAGUCAUUGUUUGUCACAUUGGUAAGAAAUGUACAACUAAAGGUUUAUCCUGGUAGAACUCAAGCCAUUACCAUCAGUCAUUUAUAUGCCAAAACAAAUGAUCCUCGUCAAACUCAUCCAAUCAUAUACAAUGUAAUGGCAAAACCAAAAAAAGGGAGAAUCAUCACACGAUAUAAUCAACGACCACUAGAACUACAGUCAUUCAAGCAAGAUGACAUAGAAAAUGGACUUAUCUUUUAUGAACACACAUCAUUUGAUACUGAAUGGGAUGAAACAGAUGUGUUUACUUUUGAAGUUUCAUCAUUAUAUGCCUCACCAGUCCAAAAUCAAAGGUUUCAGAUAGAUAUUUCAUACACUAACAUAGAUAGUAGAGGUGGAGCCAGUUUUAAUGAAAAAGGAAAAUUAUCCGUUAAAGAAGGAGGGGAAGUAACUCUUACCAGAGAUCAUGUUGAUGUGACUGAUUACAUUCAGAGAUUGCAUACUGUAGAUAGACACCGUGUUGAUGUUUCAUUUAUAUUGGCUGCUAUACCAAAGCAUGGCAAUAUCUUGUUGCAUGGAAAUGAAUUGAUGCUUGGCCAGUCUUUUACACAGGAUAAUAUCAAUAGGCGGCAAGUUAAAUACAAACAUGACGAUUCAGAAACCAUUGAGGAUAAUUUUAUGGUGAAGUUAGAACUUUUGGAUGGUGGUAAACUUCCAAACAGUGCAUCAUUAAAUUUUACUGUCAAAGUUACACCUGUAAAUGAUGAAUUAUUCCAACUUGUAACAACCAAUCCACGUUUAUAUGUUGUUCAAGGGCUCAAGGUUGAUAUUACAAGUAAUGACUUAAAAACUGAAGAUUUAGAUACUCCCUCUGAUCAAAUUAUUUAUGAACUUACAAUUUUACCAAAAAAUGGAAUUAUAGCUUUCAAGGAUAAUCCUCGUCAGCUGAUAAAUAGAUUUUCUCAAAAGGAUAUAGAUGAUGGGAAAUUACAGUUCCAACAUGAUGGUAAAAAUCCAUCAACAACUUUUCAUUUCCGUGUAUCUGAUGGAACUUUCCCCGCCAUCAGCAGGUCGUGUUACAUUACUGUCAUUCCAGUGUCUAUAGAACUUAUAAAUGAACAACAUAUACAGCUAAUGCAGUCAGAUAACAUUGUAGAUAUAACAAGUCAGAACGUAGCUGUUAAAACUAAUGGUCUCAAGAAUAAUGUGUACUAUAAUAUCACUACCCCACCUCGUUAUGGAGCUAUUUAUUCUGGCAAGUCGGUGGUCUUGUCUUUUAAACAGACCGACAUAGAUGAGGAGAAUAUAUACUAUAAACAACAUGAUCUGAGUUCUUAUGUGGAUUACUUUAUUGUGGAUGUGUUUUAUCCUGGAAUAGUCCCUACAGCUGUCAUACAUAAUAGACAGAUUAAUAUAGGUGUAGAACCACUGAUUGUUACAAACCCAUUUACAGCCAGAAUAGGUGAGAAAGUGGCAAUAACUACUAAGUAUUUAGAUGCAGGGAAGCUUGCUAACAUUACUGGACAUAUGCCUCAAUUCAAAAUCAUUGAGAAGCCAAAACAUGGCAGAAUAUUAGGUCCAAAAAGGGUGAAACGAAAUACUGAUUCGGAAACUCAUUAUGAUGACAUUGCAUAUUUCUCUCAUGAUGAUAUCGUACACGGUAACGUGUUUUAUUCCGUUGAUAACAUUCCAUACCAGGAAGGAUUGUGGGAUAGCUUUGGGUACAUGCUGUCAGCUGACAGUGUACAACCUGCUGCCGGUAGAUUUAGUAUAAAACUAGCACCUCCAGAUGGUAAUAGUACAGAUGUAAAUCCAAAAGGACGAGAGGUGAUAGAACCUGAUGUCAGAAGUGAUUUUGUGAUUGUUUUAGCUAUUCUUAUUCCAUUGUUCAUUUUACUCAUUAUAGUUUUGUUAGUGAUUUAUUUCAUUUGGAGAAGACGUCACCACCAAGAAUAUGUCCCACCUUCUAAUGAAAAAAGACUUAGGCCGUCAAUAUCUGGCCCUCUGACAUUAGACCAACCUCAUGUUCAUAUUGAACCUAAACAGGAAGUGACUCCAUGUUCCGAUGAUGAGGCAUCCUUUUUUGAUGAUCAUCAAAAUUACUAUAACUUACCGCCACUGAGAGGCAGAAAUGAUGAGUAUAGACUCAUAACACAUGCUGAUGGAAAAUCAGAAGUUGGUUCAAAAGUGCCACAAUGUAAAGUGACGUUAUUAGCAGACGACAAUGAAAGUGCAAGUAGAAUGUCUGGAUACAGUGUUAAAUCAGAUACAAGUACUGAACUCUUUGAAUGGUCAUCUUUAAUGGAUCCUGAAAUUCUGCAGCACUGUAGAACCACAAAUCCUGUUUUACGUGAUAAUCAGUAUUGGGUGUAAUUGAAAUUUGUUCUUAUCAUCUUACACUGAAUGUGCAUUUUUUGUUUAUCAUUAUUUUGUUAUAAAAAUACUUCCAUGUGUUGCCAAAAAAUAUUAUUGAACUAGUGCUACCUUGCUACACCAAGAUUUUUCCCUUAAAUACAAGUCAAAUUUGUUAUGUUAUAUGUUAAACAAAAUUUAUAAACAAAUUUUAUCUCCAAAAAGGAUAUUUUUUGCUGUUGUUGUACUUUAACAUGUUGCAUGAAGAAUGUACUUAAUAAACACUAAAAUCUCUUAAAUGUAGAGAUACAAUUAGAAGAUAUGAAGGAACAGUUCAAUAAGUAUACAGAAAGGUAAUGAAUACACAAGUGUUAUAAUUUUGUUAGGAAUCUCUUUUGUUUCACUCUAUGAUGAUUUUAGCUGCAAUGAUUAAAAAAAUUAAACAUUUAAACAUUUUUAACAACAUGAUCCAGAUUAGAGUGAAAUGAUUUUAUUGGUUGUUUGACAUUCAUGAUUGUGAUUUUCUGUGACCUUUUGUUUUAACCAUUUAACUAUGCAUUGUGAAUGUGAUUUUAAAGUCUUUUGUAUGCAUGUCAUUGUAAUGAUACAGCUUUGUAUGCUUGUCAUGUUAAUGAUACAGCUUUGUAUGCAAAGAAUUAUUUUCCAGUUGUUCACUUUUGACUAUCUUUUGAAAGCUUUUGCUUUAAGUGUGAUACAGGUGAUAUUAUUAAUUUUGUGCAUUGCAGUUACUAUAUUUUCUAAAUUGUCUUGCUGGUUUAUAAUUUUUUUUACAAUAUACACUUUUUUGUUUUAUUUGAAAUAGUUGAGGUUUUUGUAUCAUGACCUGACCAAGCAUAACUAAAUUGGCAGUGGAAGGUAUUUAAGAUGUGUAUCUACAAGUUCACUGAUUUUGCCGAUUAAUCUGACAAAAAAUGUAUGGUAAUGAAUUUUUAAAGAUGAAAUGAUAACAUAACUUUAAAUAAUUUUCCUUUGUUCCUUAAAAAAGUAUUCCUUAUUAAAAGCUUAUAAAAGUAGAUGUAAUAUGUAUCAAUUUUUCAAGAUUUGGUUUACAUUUUUUGCAAUCAAAUAUACCAUGUACAUUGUAUAGUUGUGUUGGUUUAACAUUUGUGAUAUAUAUGUGAGGUGCUAGUAUGUAAAUUAAUCAAAUGAGAUUGUCAUGUCAAAGUUUUUUUCUAAGUGUAUAUAAGUAGCUUUGUUUGUAGUACCAUUUGACAGUGUUAUUCUAUUAUGGAAUCAUUGUACACUCAGCGUUUGUAUACUAACACUAUGUGGAAUCAUUGUACACUUCGUGUAUGUAUACUGACACAAUGUGGAAUCAUUGUAAACUUGGUGUAUGUAUACUAACACAAUGUGGAAUGAUUGUACACUAACUAGUGUAUGUAUACUAACACAAUGUGGAAUCAUUGUACACUUCGUGUAUGUAUACUAACAAAAUGUGGAAUCAUUGUACACUUAGUGUAUGUAUACUAACACAAUGUCCCUAGAAACUGACAGUCCUGUCUGACAUAUAAUUAUUAAUUCAUCACAAAUUACAAGCAAUAGUUCAGCUAAAAUUCAUGAGAAGUCAUUUUGUAUGUACAUCCUACAUUUUAUAAGUGUUUUUUACUUUAGAACCUUUUUAUUUUAAAAGUCAUUUUAAACAUACAAAAUUACAUAAACAUCAUUUUUUAUAAGUCUUUUCUUCUUUUUAUGAAAUUCUUUUGGAAUUUUGUGAAUGUACACUUAAUGCCUAGUUUUCACUCUUGCUGUCAUCUUUAUCAAAAUCAUGAUAGAGUUCUUAAUAAUAUGCAUUAGAUUCAUGAUUUUUCUUAGUUGGAAACAGUUCAGAAUAAGUGAAUAAGUGAUAACAUUAUAUAAUUUUUCAUAGUCAACAAAUAUAUUAGAAAUGUCUGGAACCAAGUAUGAAUAUUUCCGUUUUACCAUAUCAGUUAUUUUAAUCAACAUUAGUUUUAUUAAAAACAUUCAUCCACUAUAGUAUUGGUGUUUUAAGCACAUUUUUCUAAUGGCACUGACUUAAUCAAUCAGACCUCAGACCAUCGUCUGUAUGCUGUAAUCAUUUGAUCAUAUUUACUGCCAUAAAGUUUGAUCUUAUAACAUUUAUAUUGGUCUGUUUGCUUUUUCUGAUGGUAAUUAUUGAUAUUUGUGGUUUUUCCAAUCUAAUAUCAUAUAAUUAUUCCAAUUGUCCAUAUAUUCUAUAAAAUGUUAGACUAAGUAUGUUAUGAUGAAAGGUUCUUUAGUAAUGGGUCAUUUAAAAUGUAUACCUAGAGUAAUAGAGAUGGAGUCUUAUUAAUUAAACUGUUGCUUAGACAAUAGACAUGCUUCUCUGAAAUAAACAUCAAAGAUUUCUGGAUUUUACAUACAUACAUGUAGUUUUAUUGUAUUAUAAAUCAUUACAUAUCCAUCUGAUUAUUAACAGUGACCAUACUGAAUGUAUUAUAAUUGUUUUCCCUUAAAUUAAAUGACAUCUUUAUUGUCCAAAUUGAAAAUUAAUUAGUAGGAAUGGUAACAUUAACUUAAUGGCUCUUUGUCCAGAAAUUGAAUUAGAUAAGUAAAUGAAGGUGUCUCCCUGGUUUGUAAAUUAUGUUGAGGUUAUUGGGGACAAACAGAAUGCUACUUUAUCAUCUCUAUAAUGUUUUAUUCAAUAUUAAUAUCAAAAGGUGUUCUCUCAAUGGUGUUAGAAUGAAGCGUGUGAUAUAAUUUUCUACUGUGAAUGGAUAUUAUACAAUUUUUCUGACUGUUAAACGUAAAAAUCAAUGUAAUGUGAUUAGUGUCUAGAUGUCUGUUAUUUCUACGUGGAUCUGGGAGAAUAGCAAACUAGGUUAAUUCUAUCAAACCUUUGGGAUUUCCGUAUUCUUCUAAUUUGUUAGAGUGAUAAUGAAUUUUAGCACUGAAAUUAUGAAUAUCUGACUUUAUUUAUUUAAAUUGCUUCCAAAUGGUUUUAUGGCAGAACGGGGAGCAUUGCAUAAGUGUCUUUGGAGAACAUUAAAUUUAUACAGUUCAGUAGUUAUAUGAAACAGUAAAUUGGUUGAGUUUAUCUUUUUGCCAAUAUUUUGCAUUUAGUUAGUUUUGUUAAUGUUAUAAAACAGUUUGAUAAGGAUUUUAUGACUUAAUGUUAAUUUAUAACUGUUUGGAUGAGGAAAAAUCUGCUGGAAUGUUUUUAGAACACUUGUCUAGUUUUUAUAGUUAUGCUUAAUUAAAGUUGGUUUUGCCAAAAAAAAUCCUUUAUUGCUCUAUAACUGUUCUUAAAAAGCAGGAAGUCCUCUAUGCCCGAGGUUAUAUGAAGCUACAUCGUUGCAUCAAUCCAUAUAAGACAAUGGUUUGAUAACAACAGUAUUUAUUCAGUUCUAUAUUAGGAUGGCAGAAGAGUUUGAUUAGGUUAAGUUUAUCUUCUGCUGUAAUCAAUCUGUUGAUGAGAAGACAUCCCACUCAACCAGAGGACAAUGACAGAGAAUUAUUGAUUUAUGUAAACGAAGCAUGCUUUUAAUUAUUACAUUCAGGGUUUCUUUUGUUUUGCUCAAGCCAGUUAAAGGAGAAUGUACAAUUUAGAACCAAACCGGCCCUUAAUACAAAAACACUUCAAAACUUCAUUAGAACUGAGUACUUUUUUUGUUAAAUAUAUUUCCACUAAAAAGGUUUUACAGCCAUGAAGUAAAAGUGUAGUAAUAUGACAAAAUUGUUUAAAUCUUAUCCAUUGGAAGCAGACAUUCAGAUAAAUUAUACAGAAUCCUCGCCCUACAUAUUUAAUCAGGAAGCUUAUUUUUUUCUUCUUCAGUAAAUUUACAGGGCUUUGUAAAUCCCAAAAUGUACCUUCUCUUUUACACUUUAUGUAUUUUUCAAUGUUGUAUAAUGCUUUAUGCAAAUAAACUUAGAAAUGCUGUGAUAUGUUCACUGUAAGCCAAGAUAAGCCUUUCUAAGACAUAAACAUGAUAAAAUAUGAAAAGCCUGUGUAAGCAAUGCUUUUUCCCUGAAUUUUUAUUGGCAGAGUAGUUUCAAAAAGGAGGAUGCAGAGUGCACAUGAUUAGGGAUUUUUUUAUCAAUAACUUUUAUAUAAUUUAAAACAGAAAAAAUGGCCAAAAACAUGAAAUAGAAAAAUAUUUAGGUGGCAAGCCUGUGUGGAAAAAAAACUAUGAAAAUUUUUUUUUCAAUCAUUGUUGGCAAAAAACUAGUUCUAAAUAUCAAUUUGAAGGCUAGUUAUACAGUUCUCUGUUUCGUUUUUGACUUUUGAAGUUUAGAUGAUAUGUGAACAGUAUUAAUCUGGGACCCGUCUUUUUCAUUAUCUUUAAGACUUAUUACCUAUUCACGUAACAACAUUGCAGUAUUGAAAUUUAGAUAAGAAUCCAUGUUUUUCUUUAUACAUUAUUAAUUUAGUACUUUGAUUUCUUAUAAAGUUCAUGAAGUACCUUGUGUAUAUAAAGAGUUAAGAUUUUUAAGCUUUUAGGGCCUAGAUAUAUAUCCACAAAGAAUAAAAGUUUUUCAUUUAAGCUCUAACUCAAAAUCAUGAAUGUAAUCUAUAUGUAACUUGUAUAUAACUGUAAUGAAUAUGUGAUAGGUUUUAUUAACCAGCCUUAUAUAUAUAAAGAUUGUGAUAUACAUGGACAGCUUUGUAUCAUUAUGCAUGUAUGUUAUUUCAUAAUUGACAAUUCCUCGUGCUUAUAUGUGCUUGAGGAGUGUGAACAUAUUGCAUGUAUGUUGAAUCAUAUAAUCAAUACCUCACUAUAGGACUCCAUUCACCCAGUCAUCAGAUGUGUUGUUAUAUCAUUAUUGUACAAUUUUAAUAUUAGUUUUCACAAAAUUACAUGUCAAUUUACAAUCAAGAUUAGCAAAAUAGGAUAGUGUUUUUGUAGACAGAUGUUAAACUAUGGUGAUUCAUAUAUCAGUAAAUUAAUCAACAAUCAACUAUAGUGGGGAAAUAAUGUUAAAUAUGGACUUGGGAAUGUUUAAAAUCAUCACUAAUGAUUGCAUUUAAUGUGAUUUAUUGCUUUCUUUGAAAUUCUAAUAUAUUAAAGUACUAAAAAUCCUAUUUCUGUACAUUUAAAUUUUCUCUCUAAUUUCAGACUUCAAAUGUUUACUGAAAAUUAGCAGUCUUUGACCAAUAAAACUUACUGUUAAAAUCUAGUACUGGUACAUAUUGGUACAGAUAAAUUGACAGCUGCUUAUCAAUAACUACAGUUCCAUUAGAGUAUUAAGGAAAUCAGAAAUUAAUCUCAGUGAAAUAUUCAGUCAGAGAAGUUCCUCUUGACAGUUAUUUCAAUUAGUACCUGAUGCUUCAAAUUUCCUUAGUGAUGGAAGUGGGAAUGGUUCUUGGUAUGGAAAAUUCUCUCAUGUUUAAGAUAAAAAAUAUUUUUUAGGUUAAAUUGGGAUGAUAAUGUAUUUUAAAUAUUUAUCACGUGUAAUGCAGAAGAUUUUCUUAUAUUUCUUAAUCUACUUAAAAUUUUGAUUCAAUUGGGAAAGCAGAUUGUGUUGAUGGGACAUGUUUGGGCUAAAAUAAAGGAAACCCAUUUGUAUACAUUUGGUGGUUGCUGAAAAAAAGUGAUCCCUUUAUGAUUGGAAAAGGGAAGAGAACCUUUUAUUCAAAGACAAUAGAUGUAAGGUAAAUUGGCAAAAAGGGCAAGAGAUUUUUAUUGAGAUAUAUAGGCAAACAGUUAUUGGUAGAAAGAAGCUGCAAAUGUCACUGUUAAUUAUCCACCAGUCUCCCUAAAUUUAUUUAUUGGAGUGACUAGUGGUAUUGAAAAGCUGUGGUGGGAUUUUAUGGGGAGAGGGAUGGAUUCAGGGGUUUUGAAACAGGAAUUGUGGGGAUAUAUCCUUGGAAAAGAGAUGAAGAGAACAAAAAAUUUUGAAUGCAAAUUAGAACGAAUGAAGUAAAACAAUAAUAUUGUGAGUAAGUGUAUUUGCUGUGUAUAAUGCUUUUUGUAACUUGUAAAUUUUUGUUGAUGUUAGUGACAAAUGUUUGGUUGUUAUUUUGUUUGAAUGAGAUUGUUAUAAAUGUUUUUAAGUAUAUAUGCAAUAUCAUAAAUUACAUUUUGUUACUUAUUUUCUUUUGUUUUGAGAAUACUUGUGCCAAUUGGGGAUACAAGAAAUAAAUCAUGUUCAAAUAC